AAACUUCCUCACUUUUUUAGAGCACACAACAACAUUAAAAAAAAGAAAAAACAAAGAGGCACACUCUCUAUCUUUAUUCACUCACUGUUUUAUUUAUCUAUAAAAUUCUUCUUCUCAUUUUUUCUUCAUUCAGAUAAUAACAACACAAUUUCAAGAAGAAGAAAACAGAGAGAUGAAAAAGAGUUACGAUGAUUUGGUUUGGUCAGAGUGUGAAAGAGAAACUGCUCAAUUUCUUGUAGAGUUGUAUCAUCGUGUUAGUUUGAUGAGUAGUAUACCAUACAGUUGGCGGUGUAAAAAGAAGAGAUCUGCAAUCGUCGAGAACCACGGUGGUGGUGCUGAUGCCGGCGCCGCCGUGGUGGUGGGUCCUUCUUGUGACGCCGUGAAAGUUCAAGCUUCAAGUCCAGCAACCCCUCUUUCGUUUCCAGCAACUGAAUCUGACGAAAAACCAAAACAUUUGAAAAAGAAAAAAACUUCUCUCAAAAGGAAGAAAGAAUAUUAUCUUAAUAUUAUUGAAGAUUUGACGAAAACCAAAGACUCACUCAAUCAAGAGAUUGAAAAUGUGAAGCGUCAUUCUGACCAAUUGAAGGACUUCAAUUUGAAGUUGAAACUAAAGGAAAAAGAGCUGCUAAGUAGUAAUGGUCCCAAAGGUGAAAGCCAAAACCCCCCAAAUUCGGAAAUUAACCAGCCAAUGCAAUUGAAUCAUAUCAUCAAAGGAGUCAACUCAUCAAAAUCAACGGCUGAAAAUGAAGAUGAUCAGAAGAAUAAGCAACAAAUGCCACCAAUUCAUCAUAAUUUUGGGCUUUACCAAAUUUGCAGUAACGGCCAAGGUAUAGUUCAGUUUCAGUGUGCUUCUAGUAUUCCAACGACGUCGUUGCAAGUGGCAACUUCAUCCACUGCUUCAUUGGGCCGAAACAAUUUCAACAGUAAUAUGGGCCCACUAACCAUUCCUGAUCUGAACUUAUCUUUUGAAGAGUCUCUCCACGUGGACAAUUCUCAACCGUUCGACGAGGCUACUGCAAAUUUGGAUUUAAGUAAAGCUAUGGCAGCUGAAGCAAGACAAAGAAGGCUUCAGAUUUUUAGGCUCAAGAAACCCGUGGGGAAUAAUAAUAAUACCAAACAACGUCAAGCUUCUUAUAGAUAAAUAGUAACAUAUUUUUAUUUUAUUUCCAUAUACUCUUAUUAAUCUUUUCUCUCUUUUAGAAAUUUAACUAUGGAUAUUGAAUAUUUCUUGAUGGGAAAGAAAUUUGGUGACGUGGGAUUGGAGUUUGCUAUAAUGUAAGAUUAGGAAAUUUGGUUGGCUCCUUUUUUUAUAUAUAUGAGAAUUUCGUUGGAUUUUUGCUCAAUAAAAUAUUUUUGGAAAUAA
Messenger RNA from Cicer arietinum (chickpea), 1363 nucleotides. RefSeq lists its product as uncharacterized. The record is from RefSeq and is a predicted model, not a curated record. NCBI's taxonomy places the organism in Eukaryota, Viridiplantae, Streptophyta, Magnoliopsida, Fabales, Fabaceae.